AUGGCGGACGGAUUAACUUUUAGCACGCCAAAGAGGAGACUGACGAUUGAUAAGUGUUCCUUCCGCGAUGAAAAGGAAACAUUCAAACGACACAUAGAAGAACAUCCCUUCAAUCAUGCGGUGGAGAUAACUGUACCAGAUUGUUUACUUGAGAAUGUUACACAGUGUUUUCAGAACAUUUCACCAUCUCAGGAUUCUUAUUGUUUGAUUGACCUACCCGUGCAUGUCUUCACAGAAGUGGAGUUUAUCAAGACAUUUCUACAAAAUGGCCAGUUUAUUGCACUUAGCUGGGAAACACACAUUGAUGCAGGCAACUGUGCAGCAGUCCUUCCAGCUGGAGUCCUCAUUCUUUCUUUGGACAAAGACAUGUAUGAGCAGUUGGGUCUCACAGGGAAACCAUCAGUGUUCCAAAAGAAACACAGAUUCAAUAUAGAGAUUAAUCUGGCUUCAUCAAAUUUUGUUCCUGGAAAAAAGAUCUAUGACAGAGUCAGAUGGUGUUUAAAGGACAACCUGCCUUUAAAAUUCAAGUUUCUCAUGAGUUGGACAAAUGAAGGUCAGGUAUCAACGAGUAAACUCCACUCUUUCUUCAGCUCAUUUUGUGGCCAGAUGUUGCCAAAUACAGAGGAUAUGAAAAAAGUUCAGAACCAUCAGAAAGCUCCAAAGAUAAGCUUUGACAAGUCAAGUUUCACAGAAGAUAGCACCAGCACAGAGAAUGAUGUUUGUGACUGUAUGUCAUUUUUUGAAUGGCUUGGAUGUGUUACUUGUGGAGUGGAUUGCUCAGCAGCCUAUUCAGACAGUUAUAUAUCAACAUUAACAUGUCCAGAACCAUCCCGCAACAUGAAACAACUGAUUACAUGCCGCUGGACUGGAAUGAUUACAAGCAAAAGCAUUUUAACAAUAAUACAGACUGUAAGAAACCUUCUAAAGACAGCUGAACUUCCUUGGGUAUCAGUGACUGUGUGGGGAUUUACUGACUGUCCAGUCACAUGGAAACAGAAAGAACAUGGACACUUUGUCAGUGGAGAGAACUUGUACACCUUUGUGGUGUUUCCCAGUGAUCAGUACUGGCUCUAUACAGCUAUGGGUGGUCAGGAUGUUGGUUUAUAAGCUGUUAUGUGGCUGAAGUACUGGGUGACGUAACAAGAAAUUUGUCAUUACCCAUGAUUAUUGUCAAGUACAUGUAUACUCACUGUUGGCAUUGGUUUCAUCAUUCACGGAUUACUCCAGUUGGCAUGUAGACCAGUACAAGUGAGGCGCUGGCAUUUGCCCAAUCCAACAAAAUAUUCUUUUUGCCACUUGCUGUGAGUAGGUAGUAAUUCAGACCGGGCAAUUUUGACACAUGUAUUUGCAUUGUGUUGUGUUCUUAGGCAAGACAGUUUACUCUCACAGUGCCUCUCUUCACCCAUGUGUUUAAAUGGGUACCAGCAAAGUUAAUGCUGGGUGGUAACCCUACAACGGACUGGCAUUCCAUCUGCGGGGGGGGGGGGGAGUAGAAAUACUCCUAGUUGCUUCAUGCUACAGAAACUGGAUUUAAGCGCUGGCCUGAUCAGCCACUUGGCUCGUAAACUGGCUUUACACAUUUCCAAACCAGAGCCUCUUAACAAAGUUGAAGGCCCAAAUCACUUCCAACAGUGUUAGCAAGUGCAAAGUCUGCCUUCAUGGAUUAGUUAGCCUCCUCCUCAAACUUUUUCUAGCAGAGCAGCCUUGCCAGACAGUUGUACUGUAUAUCAACACUUACAUGUCUUGGACCAUCUAGAACCAUUUGAUUUUAUGUCAGGUAUUACAUAUUUAUUUAAAAUAGAUAUUAGAAAGGAAAAAGAAGUCUGCAAAUAACAACUGGUAAUCGGAAAAAUGUUUAAUUUGAAACUAAAGAAUGGAACAGUUUGGUUUCUGAUCCAGAAAGCAAUUAGAAGACAGUGCAGUCAAAAUACCUAGAAUAAACAACGUCAUCUUCCUUGGAAAUCUUUUUUUGAGAUUCAACCACAUUAAUUUUGCCUUUUGUCAGGUGAAAACAACAACUUGAAAAUGUACUCAGUAGCUUGAUAAAUGAGCUGGUUGUGGACAAAAAUUUUUUUUCAGGCCUGUCUUGUUUAUAGAACAGACAAUAAUAAACUUUUGUCUGAUAUUUAAUGGACAUUACUGUAACAGUAACUAUGAUUUAUUUCUUGAGGCAAAGUGUUGCUUGUUAACGUAUAUUAAAUGAAUUGAAGAUGACGUUACAUUGUAUGUAAUUGAAAUGAGGGUUGAAAUGUAACUCACAGGCCUGGAUGUCAGAGACAAGAUUUCUCACUCAAACAAGUUAAGCUCCAUACCUGUGGAAGGGCAAUUCAACUUUGAUGUUGAAUGAUGAUGUUUACAAAUACCCAAAAGGCCUGGUACCAUUCAAACUUUGCCUAUACUCAGAAUUAUCUACAGAAAUGUUCAUCUCCUUGGAAUAAACAACAACAUUCUAUUUCAAACAGUUGAUUUACGCUAUUUAAUAUAUUUCCAAAUCCAAAAUCAAUUGUUUGACAAGCCAAGUUUAAAAAUACAAUCAUCAUUUGUAAACUAUUCAUGUUAAAAAUGGUUAUUUGCAAAAGAAAAAAAUUAAAUUAAAAUUGAAAUAAUUUACUAAAACUACAUUUAUAAGACUCACUGUAAAAAAUAGCUUGGAUUCAUACUUUAAAAGAAAAAGAAAUAAUUCUUAUAAAAAUAAAAGUGAUC
This is a messenger RNA of Stylophora pistillata, 2703 nucleotides long. Its product is annotated as ribonuclease P protein subunit p40. Gene Ontology annotation, molecular function: ribonuclease P activity; ribonuclease MRP activity. Gene Ontology annotation, biological process: endonucleolytic cleavage in ITS1 to separate SSU-rRNA from 5.8S rRNA and LSU-rRNA from tricistronic rRNA transcript (SSU-rRNA, 5.8S rRNA, LSU-rRNA); tRNA 5'-leader removal. The record is from RefSeq and is a predicted model, not a curated record. Gene Ontology annotation, cellular component: multimeric ribonuclease P complex; ribonuclease MRP complex. NCBI's taxonomy places the organism in Eukaryota, Metazoa, Cnidaria, Anthozoa, Scleractinia, Pocilloporidae.